CAAAGGGAUCCUUAGAAUAGGUGGGCGAGGGUCUGACCCAUCCUGCCAUUUUUUCUUCUUCUUCUGCCGUCCCCAUAGAUGGUUCUUUGGGCAAAUCUCCCGUUCUGAAGCAGUGCUUCGGCUGAUGUCCGAAGAGAAUAAAUCCGGGGCCUUCCUGAUCCGUAUCAGUGAGAAAAGUGGGGCAGACUAUGUGCUUUCUGUCCGUGAUGGCUCCCUGGCCAGGCACUACAAGAUCUUGCAGAACGGCGAGGGCGGUUUCUACAUGAAUGGGACAAGGUCUUUCCCGGACCUGCUGGCCCUGGUUGCCUGCUAUAAGGAGAAGGUUCUCACGCGCAGCUUGAGGCUUUUGGCUCCCUGCUACAAGCCGCAGCCAAACACCAUGCCCCACUGGGACGACUGGGAGAGGCCGAAAGAAGAGUUUCGGCUGAUCCAGAAGCUGGGUGCGGGCUACUUUGGAGAAGUCUACGAGGGGCUCUGGAAGGACAAAGUGAAGGUCGCUGUCAAGGUGUUGUCGAAAGCUGACCUGACGUGCCAGGACACCCUCAAAAACGAAAUCGAGGCCCUGAAGCUGUUGAAGCACAAGAACAUCCUCUUCCUCUACGCCAUCUGCUCCCUGGGGGAUCCCAUCUACAUCAUCACGGAGAUCAUGAGCAAAGGCAAUUUGCUGGCGUUCCUGAGAGGUUCUGAAGGGAGACAGAUGGAAGUGGUGGAGCUGGUCAGCUUGGCUUCCCAAGUGGCCGAGGGGAUGAGCUACCUCGAAUCCCAAAAUUUCAUCCAUCGAGAUCUUGCUGCCAGGAACAUCCUGGUGGGAGAAAACAACAUCUGCAAAGUGGGAGAUUUUGGAAUGGCCAGGCUGAUCAAGGAUGAUAUUUACCACUCUUACUCACACAAAAUUCCUUACAAAUGGACAGCCCCAGAAGCCAUCUCCCACAGCUGCUUCUCCAUCAAGUCUGACGUGUGGUCCUUCGGCAUCCUCCUGUAUGAAAUCAUGACUCGGGGCCAGAACCCGUAUCCAGGCAUGAGCAACUGGGAGGUGCUCACCCACGUUCAAAAUGGUUUUCGGAUGCCCUGCCCGCCCAAGUGCCCCCCCACCAUGUACGCCAUCAUGGGCAAAUGCUGGCAACUCGAUCCCAGCCAGAGGCCGAACUUCACGAACAUCAGAGAACUCCUCCAGAAUUUCACCAGCUACGAGAACUUCGAAGCCCUCUCUUAAAAUCGCCUUAAACGCUUGGGGAGAAGUUGAACCUUCCCGCCUACUGACAUUCACCUACGUAUAAGGGGCAGAGGGGCAGAUCGGGGCUACUGAAAAAUGAUACCACCCUCAGCCCUGUUGGGAAGGAAGGAGAAGGAUCCAGGUUUAACCAGAGGGUAAAAUAGGGAGUUUGGAAGAUCCAAUGGGGCGUGACUCAGGUUUGUGGUCUUGGAUUGCACUUUGCAACACAACAUCUGCACCCGCAACCUCCACGAAUCUCUCUGUGGAUAGAGAGGCCAUUAAUUGCAAGACAAAAAUCUGUGUCGGAUGUUUGCUGUAUGGACUGGACCAGAAAUAGUGAAGCAGGAACCACGAUGGGUCCAUGUAUUUCCUGAAGUAACUGUCGGUGCCUCUGGGAUCUGCAAUCUUUGUGAUCAAUCUUGAACAUUUCCAAUGUGCCUCAGAGACUGGAGGGCUUGUCCAUCCCACACGCAUUACACUAGAGUUUGUGGUUCCACCAGUUGUGGGAAUCCAGCCACUGUCUUACCGUGUUGGGUGGACGAAGCCUGUGAAGCCAUCCAAUGGUUUAUUUAUUUUGGCAGAGCUUGUGACAAGAUUGCAGGACGUGUUGCUUGUUAAUCUGGGUUUAAGGUGAAGAAGGGUGUGUGAAUCUGACCCUGGAAAGGGUCUUUCUGAAGGUUAAGCCCUCCAGACGUGUUGGAUUCUGUUCCCGUCUUCCUGUUGGCGGAAGAGUUAUAGGUAAAGAUAUUUGGAGGAAGUAAAAUGAAUGCUGAUGAAUUUGGUGCUGAGAGCAUUUUGUCAGAGAAACAGAAAUAUGUACCAC
Messenger RNA from Python bivittatus (Burmese python), 2036 nucleotides. NCBI's taxonomy places the organism in Eukaryota, Metazoa, Chordata, Lepidosauria, Squamata, Pythonidae. The record is from RefSeq and is a predicted model, not a curated record.